Molecule: messenger RNA, 615 nt
Organism: Darwinula stevensoni
Lineage: Eukaryota; Metazoa; Arthropoda; Ostracoda; Podocopida; Darwinulidae
Source: the annotation of a GenBank genome assembly
AUGGGGAGCAUCAUCGAUAAGGUGCCCGGACACAGCCGGAACCGGGUGUUCAAGGAGAUAGAGAUCUUCCACCACUGCCAGGGCCACUCGAACAUCAUCCAGCUGAUUGAGUACUUUGAGGAAGAGGAUCGCUUCUACCUCAUCUUUGAAAAGAUCACUGGAGGGCCCCUGUUGGCUCAUAUCCAGCGUCGCAUCCACUUCACAGAGCAUGAGGCCAGCCUCAUCACCCGGGACUUGGCCUCGGCCCUGGCCUUCCUGCAUAAGAAGGGCAUUGCCCAUCGGGACCUGAAACCUGAGAACGUCCUUUGCCAGAACCCGGACUCCCUCUGCCCCGUCAAGAUCUGUGAUUUCGACCUGGGUUCUGGCGUCAAGUUCAACUCCACUUAUACCUCCUUCGUCUCCACUCCAGAACUUUUGACUCCAGUUGGAAGUGCCGAAUACAUGGCACCAGAGAUCGUCGAGGCCUUUAACGGACGAGGGGAAGCAACUGUAUACGACAAGCGCUGUGAUCUCUGGUCUCUGGGCGUGAUCGCCUACAUCCUACUCUGUGGCUAUCCCCCGUUCUAUGGGAACACGCCGAGGCUGACGCCGACCCUCGCGCCCCUCCGGACGUAG